Molecule: messenger RNA, 2111 nt
Organism: Branchiostoma belcheri (Belcher's lancelet)
Lineage: Eukaryota; Metazoa; Chordata; Leptocardii; Amphioxiformes; Branchiostomatidae
Product: CAS1 domain-containing protein 1-like
Exons: 20
Coding region: 43-2094 (683 amino acids)
Cellular component (GO): Golgi membrane
Molecular function (GO): N-acetylneuraminate 9-O-acetyltransferase activity
Source: RefSeq, a predicted model, not a curated record
GUUCCUUCCUUACUACUUUUCGUUGUGUUGCGAUGAACCAACAUGGCGGCUAUUAUGAACACUUGGAAGCUGGAAAACGCGUUGGACUACACAAACAUGAACACUGCCAAAAAACUAGCCUUUGCCGUGGCUACAGUCUUGAUAAUCAUCCAUGGGGCUCGGAUAUACAACAACGGAGGUGACACCUGCAACAACCUGUUGUCACAAGGACACCUGGCAGCUGAUAAGAAAUGGCAGCCAGAAGGAUGUAUGCUGCACAAGUACUCUAAGAUGGACACAAGAAAGUGCCUAGCAGAGAAAACUUUCACUUUCGUUGGAGACUCCAGACAGAGGCAGCUGUACUUCAAACUAGUCAAGACUAUCAGCAUUUCACCAGUGAAGGAGGGAAAACAGCAUGAAGAUAUUGUUUACCAUGAAGAGGACACAGGCAUAUCUGUGAAUUUCCUAUGGCAUCCAAUGGUGAACGGGUCCAUGGAGAAAGUUUACAGGGAAUGGAAAGAGGGGAAUCAGAAAAAGCCUAGUAUCAUCAUCACUGGAUCUGGAGCGCUUAGUAAGGAACGAAAGAUGAUCACCAACACACAGAUUGACAGCUACAAUGAUGUUGCCAUGGAGAUUUUUAUGGUGGGAGCUAUGCUGUUCUCUGUGACCAGAGGAAGAACACCUUCUAUGUCUGAAGAUGCAGAGACAGCACAGAACCAGAAGAAGACAAAAAGCACAGCAGAGAUAGCCAGGACCGCACUAGUGGCACUUGCCAAGUUUGGAGUUAUCAUGGCUUACUUCUACGUUUGUGACAGAACCCCCGUCUUCAUGAAGGAGAACAAACACUUCACACACCUGCAGUUCUUUGUGCCGUUUGUCUGGGUGCUUGUGGUUGGUCUGUUCUUCCACUCUGACACCAAACAGACUUCUAUCUUGAACCGUGACCAGACAGAUGAAUGGAAAGGUUGGAUGCAGCUGGUUAUACUGGUGUAUCACUACACAGGGGCCAGUUCUUACCUCCCCAUCUACAUGCACAUCCGUAUCCUGGUGGCCAUGUACCUGUUCCAGACAGGAUACGGACACUUCUUCUACUUCUGGAUGAAGGGUGACUACGGCAUCGUCAGGCUCUGUCAGGUGAACUUCCGUCUGAACUUCCUGGUGGUGUUCCUGUGCAUGGUGAUGGACCGGCCGUACCAGUUCUACUACUUCGUGCCGCUGGUCACCUUCUGGUUCUUCGUGGUGUACGGCACCAUGGCCGUCCUGCCGAGGGUCACCGCAAAGUCCUCAGGAGGCGCUGCCAACAUGCCUGAAGCUUCUGGUUGUACAGCAAGGCUGUCCUUCAGUGCCGCUGACAACAGCUCAGGAUUUGUGCUGAUGAUGUUCAAGCUGCUGGUACUGUGUGGGAUCAUCGCCCUUCUGGCCUCCAUGCAGGUGCUGUUUGAGUCGCUGUUCUCCUGGUGGCCAGCUGUGCAGCUGUUCCAGCUGGAUGGCUCCAUAAGAGAGUGGUGGUUCAGGUGGCAGUUAGACAGAUAUGCGGUGUCCUACGGCAUGUUUUUCGCCUUCACGUACCUCGGCCUGAAGAAGCUGCAGAUUAUUGAUGACAGUUUCCAUGGUAACCUGUUCACCCCGUGUGUCACGUACCUGAUCGUCACCCUGUCAGUCUGUAUCACACUGGGUUACACUGUAUUUAUGACCACUUGUAGCAGUAAAGUGGAAUGUAACAGACUUCACCCUUACAUAUCCUUCCUACCGAUCACUUCCUUCAUCCUUGUAAGAAAUAUUCCAGGUUACCUGAGAUCACGGUACAGUACAUUCUUUGCCUGGUUUGGCAAGAUUUCUUUAGAGUUAUUUAUAGGGCAGUAUCACAUCUGGCUGGCAGCAGACACCAAAGGCAUCCUUGUGGUCAUCCCAGGGUACCACACCCUCAACAUGCUGGUCACUUCCUUCAUCUUUGUCUGCGUGGCGCACGAGAUCUCAGCAGUGACCGGCACGCUGGCCACCACACUGGUCCCCAAGGACUUCAACACUGUGCUGCAGAGGCUGGUCAUGUUCGCGCUGUUCCUCUGCCUGAUGCUGCUAUACGGACACUUUGGGGACAAGAUACAGCUGUUCUAGUCAAGCUGUACUUGCUG